Molecule: messenger RNA, 5801 nt
Organism: Ceratina calcarata
Lineage: Eukaryota; Metazoa; Arthropoda; Insecta; Hymenoptera; Apidae
Gene: Prosap
Product: SH3 and multiple ankyrin repeat domains prosap
Exons: 16
Coding region: 445-4869 (1474 amino acids)
Cellular component (GO): dendritic spine; postsynaptic membrane; postsynaptic density
Molecular function (GO): synaptic receptor adaptor activity; ionotropic glutamate receptor binding
Source: RefSeq, a predicted model, not a curated record
CCGAGUCAGGCCACGAGUCCGCAAGGCGGGCUGGCUCAAGGCCAGGCUCAAGGCCAAGCUCAGAAUCAACCGAACCAAGAUGCGGCUGCGGCUGCGGCUGCGGCCACGGCUGCAGCAGUCGCGGCUGCUACCGCGGAGGCUGGACCGGUCGAGGAGGGAGUGCUCCUGGUCAGGGUGCACGUCCCGGAGCUUUACGUCAGCAAGUGUCUUCAAUUCCCGAAGGAUCAGCUCGUCUGGGACGUGAAGCAGCAAUGCCUGGCAUCCUUGCCCAAGGUGGCCACUUGGUACAGGGAGCUGAAGGAAAGCUUCAAUUAUGGAUUGUUCUGUCCGCCCGUAAAUGGAAAAGCCGGAAAAUUCUUGGACGAGGAACGUCGUCUAGGCGAUUACCCCUUCAAUGGACCUGUCGGAUACUUGGAGCUGAAAUACAAACGGCGGGUCUACAAGAUGCUGCACCUGGACGAGAAACAAUUGAAGGCGAUGCACACGAAGACGAAUCUGCGCAGGUUACUAGAGUACGUCGCGAAUAGCCAGGUCGAGAAGAUCGCCAAGAUGUGCAGCAAAGGUCUCGAUCCUAACUUUCACUGCCAGGAAACCGGAGAGACUCCGCUGACCCUGGCCUCGACACUGAAGAAACCGUCGAAGGUGAUAAUAGCGUUGGUGAACGGCGGCGCGUUGCUCGACUAUCGAACGAAGGAAGGUCUGACGGCGAUGCACCUAGCCGUCGAACGCAACAGCCUGGAAGCGGUGAAAACGUUGCUGGAGCUGGGCGCCAGCCCGAACUACAAGGACACCAAGGGUUUGACGCCGUUGUAUUACAGCGUGAUCCAUAAGACGGAUCCGAUGCUGUGCGAGACGCUGCUUCACGAUCACGCGACGAUUGGUGCCCAGGACCUGCAGGGCUGGCACGAAGUGCAUCAGGCCUGCCGCAACAACUUGGUCCAGCACCUGGAUCAUUUGCUGUUUUACGGCGCCGACAUGAACGCGCGUAACGCGUCCGGUAAUACGCCGUUGCACGUUUGCGCAGUGAACAACACCGACUCGUCUUGUAUACGCCAGUUGCUGUUCAGGGGAGCGCAGAAGGACGCGUUGAAUUACGCAAACCAAACCCCGUACCAGGUCGCCGUGAUCGCCGGGAACAUGGAGCUGGCCGAGGUGAUCAAGAAUUAUCAGCCGGAGGAAGUCGUACCGUUUAAAGGCCCUCCACGCUACAACCCGAAGCGACGCUCAGUGGCCUUCGGCGGUCCGUCCACGAUGACCACGAGCUGCUCGGCCAGUAACCUGGGCACCCUGACCAGGAUACCGUCCACGGAACAGCAGCAAGGAUCGUCCACCGGGGCUGGUGUCGUUGGUACCCUGACCAGAACCAUCUCGGUGGAGCAGUACACGUCGACGGUGAACGCGGUAACGAGAGUGCCGUCCGCGGAGCAAUACGCAAGCCGAGUACCGUCCACGGAGCAACAGUAUCCAUCCAUCGGCACUCUGAACAGAGUAACACCGUCCGGAGAACAAUACGCCGUCGGUAGUCCCAUAACUGGGACCGCGAGCAUGAUCAGGGUGUCCGAGCAAUAUUCUCCGAGCGGCACCGGCACCCUGACCCGAGUGCCGUCCCAAGAGCAGUGCGCUACGCUGACCAGAGUGCCGUCCCAAGAGCAGUACGCGAACAGUAUCGCGAGCCUAACCAGAGUGCCGUCCCAAGAGCAGUACGCGAAUAGUAUCGCGAGCCUAGCCAGAGUACCGUCCAUCGACGCGAGCAGAAACGAGCUACAGAGAAUACCGUCCGAGCAGCACGUAGCCGGCAGAUCCGCCGAGCAGAACGGGCACCAUCAUCGGAUUACCUCGGACUACCAGAGCCCGAAUUCCCUCAGGGACCCUAACGCGAGAUUACCACCAGCCAACGCGGAGAACUAUCAUCAGAACGUUAGAAUGGAGGGUCUGACGAGGUUGCAAGAACACCGGCUCGAGCUCCAGCACCGUCUCGACAUGCACAGAACGAUGGAGAUGCCGCCGUCGCCGUCGCCGAGCAGCAGGAGCCUAGCUCCGUUCAGCUCGGCUAGCUCGAGCCUGUCCGAAGGCAGCAAUCAACCGUCCGGCGAAGAUUCCGCCAGCAUCGUCACAGACAAGAGUCUGGGCGAUACAGCAUCCGAUGUCAUUAGCGACAGUUCCGGAGUUGGAACCUCGCAAUCGGAUACCACCAAUUCUCUCUCGAUCCCCGGCACCACUGUCGUCUGCGUCGAGAGCUACAAUAGCGGGAUUCUAGGACACCUGAACAUCAAUCAGGGAGAUAUCUUGGAAGUUACCGGGGCAACGGAUUGCGGGCUCCUCGAGGGAGUUUUACGGGGACAGGGUACGGGUCUGUUUCCGGCGCAUUGCGUGCAAGAGGUCAGACUUCGUCAUACGAACAUCCCAUUGGGUCCUCAGCCUGGCAGAGAUGCCAGGAACAGGGUGUUGGGGCGUAGAGAGUCGCAGCAUAAAUAUUUUGCUACCGCUCCCAGGUUGAAGAAACCAGUUACGUCUGAACCUCGUACCGUUGUGCUGCACCGAUCUAGUAAAGGUUUCGGGUUCGUGUUGCGAGGUGCGAAGGCUACAUCGUCUUUGAUGGAAUUGACACCAUCAGCCAGGUACCCAGCCCUCCAAUACCUAGACGAUGUCGACCAAGGAGGAGUAGCCGAUCUGGCUGGUCUCCGAAAAGGAGACUUCCUUAUCCAAAUCAACGGCGAAGAUGUAACGACGGCGUCGCACGAGCGCGUGGUCGAUCUGAUACGAAAGUCCGGACAACUGGUCAGAAUGACGGUGGUCUCGCCGAUGAUCAGUCUCCCGAAUUCGCAAUCAGCGGCCCUACUGCCAACUAGUCAACCUAUUCAGAGACAAUACGCGACGCUACCGCGUAAAGGUAACAACAACGUGGUGAUCGGCGGCACUCUUGGCAGGUCGCCGGCACCCAUGCCACCGCGAAGGGAUCCGAAAACUACUCUUAGCGUUGGUCGAGCGCGGGCGCGAUCCAUGGUCGCGGGAUUAGAAGGUGGCGGCGAGAGGGACGACCGCGACGAGAUUACGUCAACGGGAGCGAAAUCGAGCAGCGCGGAAUCGAUUCAUCUUCCUCAGCAACCGUCUACCGGGUCGAAUACCGGUCAGAACACGCCGGUCCAACCGAGGACGGCUAGUAUCCGAUCCAGACCUACCUCGAGCAGGAUCACCGCCGCGGAACUGGAGGAACUGUUUCAGCGGCAGCAAGGUAGCGCCAGUGGCCAGUACGGCUCGUCCAUGAUGAGCUCUCACUUUCAGACUGGCCAGGCUACCAAAUCGCAUCCUACCUCGCCUGCAAAGACCGGCAGGGUAUACGCGAGCGUAGCAGAAAUGAAACGCAAAGGCAAAUCGAGCUCGAGGGUACGAUUCUUUGGUGGACUGGGCGGUGGGUCCGAUCUUCAUCGAGAUUUCCAUAGCACGCCAGAUUUGAACGUCCAAGCCCAGUCGUCCAUCCUGGCGCCGAAAGGGCACAGAAGUCAGGAGGACGUGAACGCUUUAAACGGUAGAAACGGUCUUCCGCCACCGAACCAUCCUCCUCCACCACCACCGGUCGGGCAGGUCGUGAAGGUGAACGUGGGCGCAAAUGUGCCGGACGUAGUCACGCCAGCUUCCGUUUACGAUAAUAUGACUCAUAUACAGCAGGUCAAAGAACUGGCAGCGGCCACUGCUGAUGGAUGCUACGGCGUGAUGUCUAGCUUCCGGCCGUCGAACAGCGCGAAGUUGUACGCCUCGCCGGAGGAUAUGAAAACGGUUGGAUAUCGUUCCCGAAGUCUGCCAACGCACACGGCACGUUGUCACGUGAGGAAAUCACACAGCUUGCGCACUACGAAUACAACGUUCAAGCCGAUAACCAAUCAACAGAAUGUGAAUAACACCGUGAGCAAUAGUAAUCAAGUGAACAACAAUCAAUUGACGAACAACCAGUAUGCUCAACCGCUGAAGACGAACAGAAGUCACAGCACGGCUGGUAUCCGAGAGAGAAAGAAGAAAACAAUUACGACCAGUUCCUCAAUCACGAAUCUCGCUUCCAUGGCGAACAACAACACCGGGAACGCGGUGUCGAACACGGCCCCGCCAAUUCCAGAACCCGAUUACAGUCUCUCCGAGUCGGAGAACGACGAGGGAGAGGAGGAAACCGACGAAGACGCAGAAUCGGAGAUCGCGAAGGAAUUGGAAAAGGCAGCGGCGAGAGAGAAAUUGGAAUCUACUAGGGAAACGUCCGGAAACUCAAACACUUCUGGCUCGAGUUCUUCCGGUAGUAGCUCGUUGCCUCACUCAUUCAGCGUCGAAGAAAUACAGAAGGUACGAACGCAGUUGAAGUCCUCGAAGAGCCACCCGAACGAUUUUCUGUUGCAACAAACUCAACAAUCUCUCGCCGAGGACGGUGACAAUAGCUCGAGCGGGGUCAGCUCCGAUCAAGACGUUCCAGUGGGCCCGCCUACUGGUUUCGACGACACUACCGCGAGGAAUCUUGCGAACGAGCAACAUGCGACCGUGCUCUCCGUUACCAACACCGAGAAAGAAGUCAACCCGAAGAGGACUAGCUACGGUGGCAGCGGACUGUUGACCAGACACGCUGUGAGCCUCGCCCAAUUGCCACCGCCCAUGGAAGUAGAUGCUGAGGAGCAGAGUAACGACCUGUUCGUUCCACCCCCGCCAGAAUUCAACGCCGGACCCUCGGCAGGGAACAGCGACGAACUGGUGUUCGCUCCACCGCCCCAAUUCUGCGACAACAAGCAACAGCAGCCGCAGCAGCAAUCGAAUCGCGUCAAAAUCAUUGGUGCGAUACCUAAAGUCGCGAACAAUCAAGUGAAGGCUUCCGGUGGAAGAUUGCAUAACCAGUGAGGAUUCAACGAUAGCCGAUGAACGGACAAGUUCGCGUCGCGUGAUCAGUAGAUCACGAGAUUUUUCAGAGUCAAUUUAAACGUUUCCAUAUUAACCUACUGUCGAUUCGAGAUUAAUCACACGCGAGGCACGAUUUAUAUCUCGAUAAAUGCGUAUUCGUCAUCCGUUCUGUCGUUGACGACCAGGGCUACGUUUAUACAUUGCGUGUGAUAACUGUGAAACAUUGUUACACGUCGUUCGUCAAAUCAAGUGUAACAAGUACGAGUGCAUAUUCUCCUGACUAAAAGCCUGUUUUAUUUUUUCGAAAAUUUUCUCUUUUGUUUUUCGAAGAACGCUUUGUUCACCAAUUUUUUGCGAACUAUAGAUAUUAGUUGGAUAUUGCGCCAUAACUGAACGUAUAAAACGAACGGAAACUUGCCACUUUUCGUUUGUAACUAAAGUAAGACGAUACACUUAAAUUUGAAACGAAAAGCACUCUGAGCGUUAUGCCAUUACUACGGUUUUAUAGUUUUUACACACUGUAAUCGUAGCCUGAAACGGAGACUCGAUACAAUUUUUACAAUAAAAAUUUUUCACCGACGACUGUUGCAAAGAUGCGUUUUUGUAAGAAACGAACGCGCGCCUGGUUCAGGAUAACGUUGUCUCGGUCGAGCGUCUCUGGUAGUUGAAUGAAUCUAUUCAGUGAAUUUUUACCGUAAAACAUAGAAUACGAAUCGUACGUUAGAUUUAAAAGGUGAUGAGCGUGCGAUGAUUUCUAUUCGCAGGAAACCGACUUGAUGCCGGUCUGCGUAAAGUAGACGUAUAAAGCAGGGCUGUGCGAAGAGGAGAGACCGUGAAUUCCAAAGUCUAACAGCAGUCCGCCUGUUUUGUAGAAUUUGUUCUUUGUGCAACAUGGAAUAAAUAAAUAAAUUUGAUAAAAUUAUGAUCACGAA